Messenger RNA from Phytomonas sp. EM1, 1476 nucleotides. NCBI's taxonomy places the organism in Eukaryota, Euglenozoa, Kinetoplastea, Trypanosomatida, Trypanosomatidae. The record is from the annotation of a GenBank genome assembly.
AUGGCCAAAGCCUUCGACCUGAUCGUGCUAGGUGGUGGCUCCGGUGGCCUAGAAGCGGCGUGGAAUGCUGCUACAGAGUACAAGAAAAAGGCGUUGGUGAUCAACACGCAAACGUAUCACGGUCCGCCGAACUUCUCCGCUCUCGGUGGCACCUGCGUCAACGUCGGCUGCGUUCCCAAAAAGCUCAUGGUUACGGGAGCCGGGUAUAAAGACAGCAUCCGCGAGGCCGCGGGGUUUGGCUGGGAACUGAACCGGACCACCCUUCAGCCGGACUGGAGUAAGCUCAUCGCCGCGAAAAACAAAGCGAUAACGGAAAUCAACGAGAGCUACCUUGGAAUGUUUAAGGAUACGGAGUUGCUGAGCUUCCAGGAGGGUUUUGGGAUUCUAACCGACGCGAAUACGGUGGUGGUGCACGAAACGCCCGAUCCGAGUAGCAAGGUGGUGGGGACCUUCACGACGGACUACUUCCUCCUCGCGACAGGGUCCUGGCCGCAGCGGCUUGGUAUUCCAGGCGACGAGCACUGCAUCACCAGCAACGAGGCCUUCUACCUCCCCGAAGUGCCUAAACGCGUGCUUUGUAUCGGUGGCGGCUACAUCUCGCUCGAGUUCGCCGGCAUCUUCAACGGAUACAAACCCGCGGACGGCAAGGUAACGGUCUGCUACCGCGGCGAGUACGUCCUCCGCGGCUUCGAUCUGACGCUGCGCAUGGCUUUGAUGAAGCAGAUGGAGGCAAACGGGAUCGAGAUUCUCACCAAAGAGAACCCCGCGCGUAUCACCCUCAAUGAAGACGGCUCCAAACACGUCGUGUUCGAGAGUGGGAAGGAGGCCGACUACGACGUGGUCUUUCAGGCGAUUGGGCGCCGGCCCGCGACGACCUCGCUGGGUUUAGAGGCCGUCGGCGUGCAGCUCGCGAAGAACGGCGCGGUGCGGGUUGACAAGCAUUCGAAGACGAACCUACCCAACAUCUACGCAGUCGGCGACGUAACGGACCGGAUUAUGCUCACUCCCGUUGCGAUCAAGGAGGCGUUUAUGGUAAUCAACGCCAUCUUUGGCGGAAGCCGAGAUGUUGUGGACCACUCGAACGUCGCCUGCGCGGUCUUUUCGAUCCCGCCGAUCGGAAGCUGCGGUCUAAUCGAGGAAAAGGCGGCGGAUAAGUACGCGAAGGUGGCCGUAUACGAAUCUCAAUUCACACCCCUCAUGCACAAAAUCAGUGGCUCGACCUACAAGCAGUUUAUCGCGCGCAUCGUUACGGACCAUGAAACCGGGCUGGUGGUAGGUGUGCAUCUACUCGGAGAGAGCAGUCCGGAGAUUAUCCAGGCGGUUGGGAUUUGCAUGAAAAUGGGGGCCAAGAUUAGUGACUUUUACAACACGAUCUGCGUACAUCCAACCAGCGCUGAAGAGCUGUGUUCGAUGCGUACCCCAUCGUACUUCUAUGCUAACGGGAAACGCGUGCAGAGUCUGGAAAGCAACUUGUAA